CGCCGUCACUUGAUUAGCUGAUCUCGCCAAGUAUACAUUCUCAUGGUGACGUUACCGACAACGCAUGGAAGCAGGUGACCAUAUCUGAAUAUUCAAUGAAUAUUCGAAUCUUGGAGAUAAGUCAACACUUCAGUCGUGUAGGAGAAGGCCGGGUUUGAAUUCUUUUGACGCGCACCGGAGUGUAUGACACACAGAGUCUCAGUGAACGUGCAAGUGUCCUGCACCAGUAGUAUUGUUACAAGAUGUUGUGGAGUCAAGAGUGGUUAUCUGAGCGCGUUUUUGAAUAUAUGACACGAUUCAGAUAAAAGGUUCUCAAAGCAGGUUUGUGAGAUAAAACAGUUGGAACAAUGUCUCUGGGAAGGAAAUAUGACGUCAAUCGGCAGACGUCGUUACUGCUGCGAGAAGACACGCCGGGGAAGUACAGAAAGCUAACUGACAAUGAGAUAGAUUCGGAAAGGGACUGGUUACGUGUACAGGCCAAUGGCAACACGACACUACACCUUAGUGAUGGAAGCAGCACAGAUCUAGCUACGCCCAAGGAGCAAGACACACGGGAGGGAAGUCCUAGUUCAGUACACUCACUCGAGGGAGAUGCGAAAAAGAGCAAGAGAGGAAAAUUGUCGAAAACAAAGAAGCCUAAAUCUUUGUCCAUUAAAGAAGACAUACAGGUGAGGGCGCCAUCCUUGGACCAGCCAGGAGUAGAAUCAGGGAUCGCGCCUGCAAACCAAGAAUCAGCAUGCAAACAGGACGAAAAUACAACGUCACUUGACGUUGCUGUUGUUGCUGAUACCAGCGCCGAGUUGGAUGUAGCCGUCGGAGGUGAUCAUACCCACUUAUCAGAUGUAGGUAAGACAGAGGUAACCAGCGAAUGUGACCCUGAGCAGCCCAAAGGGAAGCCCAGCACUGAAUCCGGCGUUAAAGUGAAAACAGAAACACGAAAAAAGGAAAAGAAAAUUAAAAACAAAGACAAAAAGAAAACCAAACAUAAGAAGAAUACUUGUGAAGUUCACAGGAAUGGGAAGCCCCGCGAAGAAGGUAAGCUGAGGAAGAUAUUUGACAUUGGUAAGAAGAAAUCUGAUGACAUAAUGAGCAGCCCUCGUCACUGCCGGAGUUGCACAUGCGACGGCGCUGCCACCCACGUAAACGUCCACCACGACACAUCUGAUACCUCUAGUGUGUCAUCCUCUCACUCUGAGAGCAGCUUCCUCUCGGUCAAGAGGACAGAGACUACUAGCCUGUCCUCAUCUCACCAUUCCGAGUCGACAAGCACCGCCUCCAGCAGGACACUCACGGACAAACACAACACGUCAUCAGACAGAUCGUCACUAUCUUCACAUUUAUUAACGUCAUGCAGCAGAGUCAAGACAAAACCCGAGAAGCCACGGAGACUGCCGAAGACGCCGCCAUCAACGCCAGAACCUACAGAGGUCGAACCGGAUACGUCACUGGAGCAGGUGCGUCACGAUGACGUCGUGUCAACAACGCCGGGGGACAAGGUACCAGAGAAGAAGGAGCUCCGUCGUCUGUACCCACAGGUAGACGGGAACGUGACGGCAUGGGGGUGUUCACCCGGGAUGAUAACUCUCACCUUAAACCCCCCGGGGCUGCUUCCAGACGGUGCCAGGUUACAGAUUCUCGGCAGGGCCGGACAUUGCCGCGAGUCGGACGUCGACACCGGAACGUAUGUUUGUCUGGAUGAAGUAAAGAAAGAUGGAUUCCCCGGGAUGUCAGCUGAUGCAGAUUCUGGACCCGCCACCCAGCUGGCAGCAGACCCCCAGCCUGCAUCGACCGCCACAGUCGCAAGUCAGCACCAGCCACACAUGUCCAGUACUUCAGACUGCGCCCGUAGGGUGGGGGUGAACGUACAAGGGGGUGGUCCUCCUCUCAGAACUGUUCCUCUAGAAAGGGCUAUGGCAGGCCAGCUGGAAUUGCGCCCCCCUGCUGGGUUCAAAGAGCGUGAUAUCACUGAUGAUGAUGUUGGUGUCGUGAUGGAGGCAGGUAGGCAGUCCAACAACGACGAUGUCGACAAUGUUGUGACACGUGAUGGUGAUGCGGCCAUUGAUAUGAGAGAUAACAUAACGCACACUGCUGGAUUAGAUGCUACAAGUUUUGAUUCACCCGGUGGUAAAGGGGCUAUUACGUCACCGAGUGCCCCUGUCCCACAACUGCCGCUACCCUCGACUGACGGCGCCAGCGACAAAGGGGAUACGACGGGGAGUAAUAACAUUUAUCUCCCUGGAGCUCCGGAUAAUACCGCUACUGAUGUCACAUCACAGACAAGUGAUAGUUCAGGUAUUAUAAAGCUGGCCUUUGAUCGUGUAAAGAAUGGUCCAACUGGAGGUGGGGUACAGUCGUCAACGUCCGAGUCUGAGACAAGUUCCUCCAGUGGCAGUGGUUUCAGGAAGCAUAAAACUAAACUGAAGAUAGAAAAACCUAAGAGAAAAGGGAAAGACAAGACAAGCAAGGACAUGAAAAAGGACAUAGUAGUGGAGCCCAGUCAAACAUCAAAAUCAAACCUUUCUCCAAGUCUGCCGAAUGUGAAGGAUCCCGAACCACCUGUGGGCAUUCGACAAGCUGAAAAGGUGGAGAAUAUUUCAAAAAGUGUCAAUGAUCGACGGCCCGAACAUCUCGAUGCAGGUACUACUACCUGUCUGGAUCCAGGUGGACCAUCCCAGGUAACAGGACACGUGACAAGUAAUGACGGAGUUAGAGUUUCUGGAAUUGGUAUAAAGGCUCCAGAGCUUAAGGCCGGAUCUGAGGUGAAGGUCAAUGCACCAGAUGUUGGUCCUCCAACUAUAAGUAUUCAAGGUGAGGUAAGUGGCAACUCUCGUGUUGAGGGAAAUGCCAACGCCCCUCAACAAACGGUGCACGUUCCAAUACCCGUCCCUGACCUCUCAGCUGGCAGCCCGGGGGAUGCACCUCGCCCCCACCUGUCAUUGAAAGACAGAGGCAUGAGUUCGGACAGCGAGAGCAGCUUCUCCUCCACGGAUGACAUCAGGAAGAAGACGGGGAAGAAGCACAGGUUCAGUAACUAUAGCCGUGAGGGGACCCGUGACAGGUCUCUGUCACCCUUCAUCCCCCUGGCCUCACACUCCCCACUAAACGUGUCACAGACACUAGCAGCCACAUCCAACUCCAAUCUGAAUGGAUUCGACAAGCUCGAUGCCUCGUUCACCCACUCCACACCAUCUAGGGCCAUGGAGGCCGACGUGCCAGCGAUUGUCCGUCAUCGUGGUCAUUUUGUUGUGGUUGCCAUAGAUUUCGGAACCACCUUUAGUGGGUAUGCACUGAGUUUCGUCCGUGAUCCUGAGAGCGUGCAUAUGAUGCGGAACUGGGAGGGGGGUGACCCCGGGGUCAUCAACCAGAAGACCCCCACCACGAUCCUCCUCAACCCCGAAGGACACCUAGACUCUUUCGGAUUUACAGCCCGAGAUCGAUACCACAAUCUGACCCCGGAUGAGGCCAGGAAGUGGAUGUACUUUGAGAGGUUCAAGAUGGUGCUCCACCAUAAUGCAGACCUGACCAAGGACACGAUGCUGAAGGCGAGCAAUGGUGAGUUGUUCCCCGCCCUGAAGGUCUUCGCCCUGGCCCUCCGCUUCUUCAAGGAACACGCCCUUCAGCAGCUUUCUGACCAGUCAGGGAUAACCGUCAUUAACGAUGACGUCAGAUGGGUCAUCACGGUCCCAGCCAUCUGGAAGGCUCCAGCCAAGCAGUUCAUGAGACAAGCUGCAUAUGAGGCUGACCUCGUCUCCCCCGACUGUCCUGAUCAGCUUCUCAUUGCUCUUGAGCCGGAAGCUGCCUCCAUUUAUUGUCGCAAACUGCGCAUGUACCAACUGAUCCCUGAGUACCCAGAGAGGCGCCCCCUACAGCCGCCAAGAUACUCUCUGCCGGAACCUCUGAACGACGGCCUUGCCUGUACAGAUGUCAGGGACGAUGUUGCCCGUCCCCCAUUCGAUCUGCCCCCCGACCAUCCCCUGGAGAGUAAGAUUAAAGGAACCCGGUACAUGGUUGUGGACUGUGGAGGCGGGACAGUGGACAUCACGGUGCAUGAACUAGGGAACGACAACAAACUGACGGAACUGUACAAGGCUACCGGAGGACCUUAUGGUGCAACAGCUGUGGACGAUGAGUUUGUGAACCUGCUGUGUGAUAUUUUCGGACACGACUUCAUCGCCCACUACCAAGCCAAGUACCCAGUCGGAUGGGUCAACCUCAUGAUCAACUUCGAGUCCCGGAAACGUUCCGCCAGCCCCUACAAGAACAAUUCACUCAACGUGUCCCUGCCGUUCACAUUCAUUGACUACUUCAAAAAGCAGAAGGGUGGUCACAUCGACAGUGUUGUCAAGCGCUACGGCAACAAGGAGAUCUGCUGGUCGUCCGAGGGUAUGCUGCGGCUCAGUCCACACGCCAUGAGAUGUCUCUUCGUCCCCGUCAUGGAGAAGAUUAAACACGCCAUCGGUGACGUCCUCAAUAAUCCGGACGCCAGACAUCUGAAAUUCCUGUUUCUUGUGGGAGGAUUCGCCGAGUCCGCCACAUUGCAGUAUGAAGUCCGCAAGGAAUUCUCCCCUAUCCUUAAAGUUCUCAUUCCCACUGGCGUCAGCCUGGCCAUACUCAAAGGCGCAGUGCUGUUUGGCCUUGACCCAACAGUUGUUAACGUCAGAAGGUCACGGUUAACGUAUGGAGUUGGCGUUCUUAACCGAUUCACCCCGUCCUGUCAUCCAACUAGCAAGCUGGUCCACAGAGAAGGCGUUGAUUGGUGCACUGAUGUGUUCGACGUGUUUGUUCAUGACGAUCAACCAAUCACAUUAGGCGACACAGUUAUUCGCAGUUACACGCCUGCAAAGGCCAAUCAGAUGGUUAGUGUCAUACAUAUCUACUCGAGUGACAGUAAAGAUUCAGCCUUCAUCACAGACCCUGGUGUGAGGAAGUGCGGCACUUUAUGCCUGGACUUGUCGGAUGAGGAUGCUGAUCACCUGCCUAGCCGACGUGAGAUCCAAGCUAGGAUGAUGUUCGGAGAUACGGAGAUCAAAGUGAGCGCCUUGGAUGUUGCUACGGGGAAAUGUGUCCGAGCUAGCAUAGACUUCCUCAAUAAGUGAUAUACUUCACAUCUAACUUAAUUAACUGUACCGAGUUGUUAACUAUUCAGGUGGGCGUAAUUCGAGGUACUGAUCCGUGUAAUUAUUGCGUCUUGACUACAUUGUGUAGAGGUGAGGAUUCCAGGUUAUUUUGUGUCAGUGAACGUAACAGUUAUUAUAUGUGACCAGAGACAAGUGUGUUGUUGUGGGACAGAUCUGAAAUUCCUGUUUCUGGUGGGAGGAUUCGCCGAGUCCGCCAUCUUGCAGUAUGAAGUCCGCAAGGAAUUCUCUCCUAUUCUUAAAGUGAUCAUUCCCACUGGCGUCCCAGUGUUUGAUAGGACAUUGGUCAGAGGACGUCCUUGUAUUAUUAUAGACUUCCUGCAUCUUCAUGUUGGUUCCACGAUGACACUGAUGCCAGCUAUCCUUUACAGUUGAUUAUUUUCAUUACACCACACUACCGUCAAAGUUUAGUCAAGAAUGUUUCCCCCUAACCUUCGAUACUGGAAUUAUGACAGCAAUAGCAUUAAACUGUUCACGACGGGGCUGUGUGUCAGGCGCACUGAUGUCAAAUAUCUUCACAUCAUCCACUGUCGAUUUUGAAAGUGAUUACAUUAUUUUACCAUUGCAUCUCAAAUGAAACAAAGUUUGCAUGAAAAUACCAUCCUUGUACUUCUAUAUGUGGGUGAAACAUUAGCUGGGCGGUAGUUUAAGGAUACAGCCUUAUGUCCAUGUUACCUUGUUGUGGUACUAUAUAGUGUGUACAUCUAGUAUUGGGACUGUUGGAGCUGGUCUAUGUUGGCUAAUAUAGCAUUCAACAUGCCAACAUUUGCCUGUAUUAUAUAUUCUCGUAUGACAAUAAACAACUAUUUUAUAGAA
This is a messenger RNA of Haliotis rubra (blacklip abalone), 5951 nucleotides long. Its product is annotated as heat shock 70 kDa protein 12A-like. The transcript is spliced from 11 exons. NCBI's taxonomy places the organism in Eukaryota, Metazoa, Mollusca, Gastropoda, Lepetellida, Haliotidae. The coding region runs from base 348 to 5096 and encodes 1582 amino acids. The record is from RefSeq and is a predicted model, not a curated record.